Molecule: messenger RNA, 1604 nt
Organism: Papilio polytes (common Mormon)
Lineage: Eukaryota; Metazoa; Arthropoda; Insecta; Lepidoptera; Papilionidae
Gene: Sap30
Product: histone deacetylase complex subunit SAP30 homolog
Exons: 3
Coding region: 579-1121 (180 amino acids)
Biological process (GO): regulation of DNA-templated transcription
Cellular component (GO): histone deacetylase complex
Molecular function (GO): protein binding; transcription coregulator activity
Source: RefSeq, a predicted model, not a curated record
AUUGCAUCCCUGAACACGCACACAAUCAUUCACAACAUGCAGUGUUUUUACGAAAGCGUAGUUGAAAGACUUCACGUUUGUAUGUUACACUCGUUUGCAAGUGUGCUACCAACUACCACAAUACCACAGUACAACAUUGACGUUGAGUAAGGUGACGGGACGUCUACUCGAAUGGCGAUCGGUGAAAUAUAAAUGUAACUUUAUAUUGGAAGUAAUACAGAUUUCAUCGUUGUACUGUUUCUAUAAGUUAUAUUUGAAGGGAAUCUUAAUUGUGAGUGAAAAAAAGGAAACGUUAAACACGUACAAAGUACUCUCGUUAGUGGACUACUGUGAAUACCAAUAGACUUUUAAUUUGGCUAAUGUGCAAUGAUUACUGUUUUGAAUAUUAUUUGAUGAAUACAGUGUGAAACUUUAUCGACCGGACUCGGUUAGUGUGUUAUUAAUUGUAUAAUUUGGUGAAAAUGAUCAGUGUUAUUACGUUCCAUAACCUCAAUCGUUGCGGGGCUUUGUGAAUACGUCGUCUGUUUAUCGUCGCCAAGUGCGAGGUCUGCUGAGGAAGUUUAAUCUAUCUGUUAUAUAUGAUUCAACGCGAGUAUCAAAUGAACAACGGGUUUAGUACAGGAGAGGAAGACUCUAGAGGCAAUUCUGAUCAAAUAUGUUGCCUUGUGGAUGACGGGGAUCGCUGUAGGCGACCCGCUGGCAACGCCUCGUAUAGCAAGCGCGUACAAAAGACAGUGGCUCAGAGAAGGCUUAAACUCAACAUUGAUCAUCAAGCAAGGCAUACUUAUAUCUGCGAUUUUCACAAAAACAUGAUACAAUGUGCAAGAACAAAACAAAGGAGGCCUAAAGACUCUGAAGACGAUAGCAAUGAGGCAGAGAUGGAUUAUCCAGAGAUUGACUGGUAUCAUCUGCAAGUAAAUACAUUGAGGCGGUACAAAAGACAUUACAAGGUCCCAACAAGGCCAGGGAUAAAUAAAGUGCAAUUAGCUGAUGCUAUCCAGAAACACUUCAAAUCACUCCCCGUCAAUGAGAAAGAGAUAAUGACUUAUUUUAUUUAUAUGGUGAAAACAAAUGGUAAUAAAUUGAAUCAGAAGAAUGGAAUAAAUUUAGAUUCAGUGUAAAUGUGUGUGUAAAUGAACUAUUAUUUUUUAACUAUAGCUGUAGUAUGUUUAUCUUCCACUCAUUUCAAUGGACAUUUUAGAAUAGUUGAAAAGUUGUAUCCAAAUAUGUAUACAAGCAGAUCACCCUGUUUAUAUCAUGAUAAAAAAUAAAUAACAUUAUAUUUAUGAUUUAAAUGAAAUUGAAAUAAAAUUAAGACAUAAAUUACACAUGUAAUGUUUUUUUGUAAAUGUAUUUUAUUAAUCAAUUUUUUUGCAUGUAAAAGACCAUACUUUUUGUGGUUUUUCAUGAAAUUGCGCACUGUAUACAUCUAUAUUGUAAAUAAAUGUGUUAUUUUUAAACUUUUGUUUGAACAUAAUCACAAAUCGAGUCAUCUAAAGAAAAAUUACCUCUGUUAAGGGAUAUAAAGGAUGUAACUCUUUUCAAUGGAUAGAUAAAAUGUCUUUCAAAUUUAAUUUCCAUAUAGUUUAAUUAGACUGAAACUU